AUGGAUCUAUCGAGCGUUUCAAAGCUCGUCUUGUUGCCAAGGGCUAUACACAAGUGCUUAGUCUCAACUACAAUGAUAUCUUUAGUCCUGUUAUUAAUGCUUCCACUGUUUCUAAAUGGCACUCUUAUUGAGCAUGUCUAUAUAGAGCAGCCUCCAGGAUAUAUUGAUCUUCGCUUUCCUAAUCAUGUCUGUCAAUUGAAGAAAGCUCUCUAUGGUCUAAAGCAAGCACCUCGUGCUUGCACUCUGAUAAUCAUAUAUUUGCUCCUAUAUGUUGAUGAUAUUAUUAUCACUGGCUACAACUCAUCUCUCAUCGACAAAUUCCCUUGCAAACUCAAUUUUGAGUUUGCCACUAAGGAUUUGGGUCAUCUUAGCUACUUCCUUGGUCUUGAAGCUUCGACAAUUAAAGAUGGCCUUUUUAUUAGUCAGCUAAAAUAUGCACGGGAUAUUCUUACUCGAGCUCAGUUGCUUGACAAUAAACUAGUGCAUAUUCCUAUGGUUGUUUCUCAGCACUUGCCUGCAGAAGGUCAUCUGUUCUCCAAUCCUACUCUUUACAGAUCUCUAGUUAGCGCCCUACAAUACUUGACUAGCACACGUCCAGAUAUUGCUCAUACUAUCAAUUCUGUCAGUCAAUUUCUAUACGCUACAACAAUCGACCACUUUCUUUCAGUUAAGCGUAUCCUUCGCUAUAUCAAGGGCACCCUUCAUUUUGGCCUCACUUUUCACACAUCUACUACUCCUGGUGCUCUCAUUGCUUACUCUGAUACUAAUUGGCAACCCACAGUCUCUCGUUCUAACUGUGAAUCUAAAUAUCGUGCCCUUGCUCAUGCUGCUUUUAAGCUUCUUUGGAUUACACAACUUCUUCAAGACUUACAGAUGUCACUUCCAUAG
This is a messenger RNA of Olea europaea var. sylvestris, 888 nucleotides long. RefSeq lists its product as uncharacterized. Bases 1 to 888 code for a protein of 295 amino acids. The record is from RefSeq and is a predicted model, not a curated record. The transcript is spliced from 3 exons. NCBI's taxonomy places the organism in Eukaryota, Viridiplantae, Streptophyta, Magnoliopsida, Lamiales, Oleaceae.